CAAAGCAGAAAACGGAAAUCAAUGGAACUGAAAGUCAAAGUGUGGCAUGCUAUGUAGCUUCUUUAGGUUACCCAGCGUCAAAAUGUUAAGCUGCAUUUUAUUUCGGAUAGCACCGUCAACACAAUGUGUAACAGGCAAUGCUACAAGGUUUCUGUGCAUCACAAAUUCGUUACACGGAAUGCAGGCACGCGGAUAUGCGAAGAAAGUUGUGGCCAAAGGAAAGAGUAAAGGCAUGGUGAAAGCAGAGUUUAAAGGUCCAGAGGUGUGUAAAGAUCCAGGCAGACUUACAUCUUAUGCAGUGGGAGUCAACAUCUUCAAACAAGGGGAGGAUCCCAAACUGAAGCCUAAUGAGGAAUAUCCCGAGUGGUUGUUCCAGUUGAACUUGGGAAAUGCCAAAAAGUUGACAGAGCUGGAACCAGACACCUGGGAGUACUGGAAACGUCUAAGAAAGGAAAACAUUUGGCGUUACAACAGACUACAUAAAGGGAAGAAGUUGUAGGCCUCCUGGACUGACAUAAGGCUUCCCCUUCUACAACAGCUUUCUUCACACUGAAAUGAAUUAUUAUGACAGUGAUCCAUGUUCACAACUUCUGUCCUUUUUAAAUAAAUUCUUUUGCAUUUGG
Melanotaenia boesemani (Boeseman's rainbowfish) is the source of this 623-nucleotide messenger RNA. RefSeq names its product mitochondrial ribosomal protein L54 (gene mrpl54). The record is from RefSeq and is a predicted model, not a curated record. NCBI's taxonomy places the organism in Eukaryota, Metazoa, Chordata, Actinopteri, Atheriniformes, Melanotaeniidae. Gene Ontology annotation, molecular function: structural constituent of ribosome. Bases 47 to 499 code for a protein of 150 amino acids. Gene Ontology annotation, cellular component: mitochondrial large ribosomal subunit. The transcript is spliced from 3 exons.